Clavispora lusitaniae ATCC 42720 is the source of this 618-nucleotide messenger RNA. RefSeq lists its product as uncharacterized. Gene Ontology annotation, molecular function: protein binding. NCBI's taxonomy places the organism in Eukaryota, Fungi, Ascomycota, Pichiomycetes, Serinales, Metschnikowiaceae. The record is from RefSeq and is a predicted model, not a curated record.
AUGGUGUCUAACAUCUGGGUUGCCGCUGCUGAUAACGAAAGUCAGGUUGUUCUUGAGCAUAUUCGCUCAGGAAAUUUCUCUGCAAAUUCCAAAGACCCAAAUGGCUAUACUCCUCUCCAUGCCGCAGCAUCUUAUGGGCAUCGCGAUCUUUUGAAGUUGUUGGUGGAAAACGGAGGAGAUAUCAACAUUCAGGAUAACGAAGGCGACACUCCUUUACAUCAUACAGAAGAUGUGGCAACGGCUACUUUCAUGGUGGAGCAACUCGGCGCCAACCACAAAAUCAAGAACGCCGAGGGCCAAACGCCGGCGGACUUUGUACAAGAAGAAGACGAGUUUCCAGAGCUAGCGCAGUAUUUGCGUUCAUUAGCCCACGAUGCUCCAGCAGAAUCUGCAGUCUUAGACUCUUUGCCUUCUCCUGGCAUUGUAGAUGGUCAUCAAAUAAGAUAUACGAUGGAGGACGACCAAGGCGAAAUGGAUGAGGAAAGACGCAAAAAACUUGAAGCCAUUGUCAAUCUGGAAAAUCCCGAGGAGGCCCUUCGUGACUUGGUGACUUCGGCCGUGAGAGAAGGAUUAGCCAAUUACAAGGACGAGAAUGAUCAACCAAAGAGAAAGAAGUAA